UAUGUUGAGGUCCGUAUUUGAAUGCCUGUGUCUGGAGGUUUUUUCUUAGAAAAUAUAAGAGCUUUGAAAAUUUAUAUGGCAAGAUGUUAUAUUAAAAAAUUAUUGCUUGGAAAAUUAUAUAUUAUGAGGUUCAUACAUGAACACUUUGUUUUGGUAUAAUACUGAUGGCUUCACUAAUGGUUAUGUGGUGGAGAAAAAGGAGUGCCAAUUUGCAUAAAGGCGCUUCUUUUCAGGGGAAUUUGUAUUUCCUCUCACAGAAUACUGGAAAAUCCAAGCACUUUGGCUUCAUUGAAUAUGAGGAUUCACAGGUGGCUAGAAUUGUAGCUGAUUCUAUGCAUAAUUAUCUUUUGUUUGAGCACGUGUUACAAGUUAUUCCUAUUCCUCUGGAGCGUGUUCAUCCAAAUUUGUGGAAAGGUGUAAACCGUUGGUACAAACCACCGAACUGGGUUGCAAUUGAAAGGAAGCGGCACAACAAGGAAAGAACAUUGGGAGAGCAGAGGAAGCUGGUAGAGAGGAUCUUGAAACGGGAUAAAAAACGGAGAAAGCGGAUAGAGGCUGCUGGUAUUGAUUAUGAAUGCCCGGAAAUUGUGGGUGACAUAGGGCCUGCUCCGAAGAAGAUCAGGUUUGAUGAAUAGGCCUUCUGCAGGACUGAUUGCUACACAAUAUCCAACCCAUAUGCUUGUUUUGCACGAUGGACUCUAAACGCUCUUUCGGAUUUGUAGAGGACUUUUGCUGGGUUUAUCAUGACAUCAGAAUGGGAGUAGUGUUUGUUUGUUCCCCCACCCCAGUGCGGGGAUCUUAUAAUUGGACCAUGCAUUGUUACUAUUUAUUAUUAUUGUUUAAAUGAAGAAAUCUGACCAGAGAAAAAUGUUAAACGGAUCCUGUUCGAAUUAGAUACAGGGUUAUCUUCAUUCAUAGGGGAAGCUGUAGCCUGUAGUCAUUGUUACUAUUGCUUGUCAUUGUCUCUACAAUCAAAUCUCCUCCAUUCAA
Messenger RNA from Malania oleifera, 990 nucleotides. RefSeq lists its product as uncharacterized. The record is from RefSeq and is a predicted model, not a curated record. NCBI's taxonomy places the organism in Eukaryota, Viridiplantae, Streptophyta, Magnoliopsida, Santalales, Ximeniaceae. The transcript is spliced from 7 exons. Gene Ontology annotation, biological process: maturation of LSU-rRNA from tricistronic rRNA transcript (SSU-rRNA, 5.8S rRNA, LSU-rRNA). Bases 165 to 635 code for a protein of 156 amino acids. Gene Ontology annotation, cellular component: nucleolus. Gene Ontology annotation, molecular function: RNA binding.